Messenger RNA from Aspergillus melleus, 1647 nucleotides. RefSeq names its product nuclear mRNA export, poly(A)+RNA binding protein. The record is from RefSeq and is a predicted model, not a curated record. Gene Ontology annotation, biological process: poly(A)+ mRNA export from nucleus. Gene Ontology annotation, molecular function: protein binding; RNA binding. The transcript has 3 exons. NCBI's taxonomy places the organism in Eukaryota, Fungi, Ascomycota, Eurotiomycetes, Eurotiales, Aspergillaceae. Gene Ontology annotation, cellular component: nucleus. Bases 1 to 1647 code for a protein of 548 amino acids.
AUGGAGUCGCGAAUUGAAGGCGAUGCCCUUAUCGCGUCUAUCAAACCGGAGUUGUUGGAAAGAAUGCUUCAGCUCGAUGGUUUUAGCUUCGCAGGCGCGCCGCUCACGAUCGAGAAGCGCGACGAAAACGGGAUGACGGACCAGCCCGUGCUAUCUGAGAUAUCACGAAACGCUGGGAACCCUUCCACUGCCGACACCAAAUCCAAAAUGACCGCUAUCCUGGGCAAACGCUACUAUCAGCAAUCGAAACUACUCGACCUCUCGAAAUUGGGUAGCGAUCCGGAUCUCUUGGCCAUGGGAAUUUUCAACAGCACUUCCACCGAAUCCAAAUUCUUCCCGGCUUUAAUGAAAGUGUGGGAGCUGAAUUUCGACAACUCGACGGCGCGGCGAGAGGCUGUCGAAAGUGUCAGUCUCGCCGACAACCAGCUUGCCAACAUCACCGUCGUCACCACUUUGGCUCAGUCCAUCCCGGACUUGAAGAACCUUGAUCUUUCGAACAACAAUUUCAAGGACGCUACGGCUUUGAUCGGGUGGCGGUGGAAGUUUCGCAAUUUAGAAUUCCUCGAUCUCACUGGAAAUCCUUUCAGCGCAGACCCGUCUUUCAAGGACACCAUGCUGAAAUGGUAUCCAAAACUGCGCGUGCUCAACAAUCUGGAGGUGCGAACGGCGGAGGAAGUGGCUGCGCAAAAGAAGACGCCGAUCCCCGUUCAACCGCCUCAUUUCGUGGACGAGUCCCAAAUUGCAGAGAACUUCGUCAAAGCUUUCUUUGCGGGAUAUGACAACAACCGCAGUGAGAUAAUCAACAGCGUCUACGACAACCGAUCUACUUUUACGCUCAACGUCAACACAUCCGCCCCGCGGGCCCAGCAAACCGAAACCGCAGGCUGGGAUGCCUACAUCAAGAAGAGCAGAAAUCUUCUCAAAAUCAGCCAUCUGCCUGCUCGUAUGUCGCGUUCCUUUAUGGGGCCUGACAAGAUACGCGAGUUAUGGGACAGUCUUCCCCAAACCCGACACCCCGACAUUGCUGCACACCCGGAACAAUGGCUUAUCGAGUGCACGCCGAUCCCCGGUCUUCCGGAUUCAACUGGACAGAGUCCGUUCGGCGUGGGAGGUUUCUUGAUCAUGGUCCACGGCAAAUUCGAUGAAAUGAACACAGGCAAGGUGGAGACACGGAGUUUCGACAGGACUUUUAUUCUUGGACCCGGCGGAGGAAUGGGAGGAAUCAGGGUCAUCAGUGACGUUCUUUGUCUGCGAGCAUACGGUGGACACGAGGCAUGGGUGCCGGAAGGUCAACCCGCGCCCCCGGCAGCUCCGCCAGUCCAGCCAGUCCAACCAAUUCAGCCCGUUCAGCCCGUUCAGCCCGUUCAGCCCGUUCAGCCCGUUCAGCCCGUUCAGCCCGCGGCUCCCCCGGUUGCACCAGUUGCACCAGAGGGUUAUGGGAUGCCCGCACCCACCAAGACGGAGGCUCAAGUGCAACAGGAACAGUUAGUCAUGGAGAUGAGUGUUAAGACAAGAAUGACUCUACAGUACUCGGAGAUGGCGCUAUCGGGAAAUGGUUGGAACAUGGAGGCUGCUUUGAAGAAUUUCGAGGAUCUUAAGACCCAAGGACAGUUGCCCCCUGAGGCGUUUCUUCCGGGAACCAUUUAG